Indicator indicator is the source of this 1608-nucleotide messenger RNA. Its product is annotated as flavin-containing monooxygenase 3-like. Gene Ontology annotation, molecular function: NADP binding; N,N-dimethylaniline monooxygenase activity; flavin adenine dinucleotide binding. NCBI's taxonomy places the organism in Eukaryota, Metazoa, Chordata, Aves, Piciformes, Indicatoridae. The transcript is spliced from 8 exons. Bases 1 to 1608 code for a protein of 535 amino acids. The record is from RefSeq and is a predicted model, not a curated record.
AUGGUGCGACGUGUGGCAGUAGUGGGCGCCGGCGUCAGCGGGCUGGCAGCCACCAAGUGCUGUCUGGAAGAGGGGCUGGAGCCCACCUGCUUCGAGAGGAGUGAGGAUGUCGGGGGGCUCUGGUACUACACGAACAAAGCAGAGGAAGGCAGAGCCAGCAUCUACCGCACCGUGUUCACCAACUCCUGCAAAGAGAUGAGUUGUUACCCUGACUUCCCCUUCCCUGAUGACCACCCCAACUACAUGCACAACACCAGGCUCCAGCACUACCUCUGCAAGUACGCCGAGCACUUUGGCCUUCUCCAGCACAUACAAUUCAAGACCCUGGUCACCAAGGUUAAAAAACAUCCCAACUUUUCUGUGACGGGGCAAUGGGAGGUGGUGACCCAGAGGGAUGGGAAGGAAGAGACAGCUGUUUUUGAUGCUGUGAUGGUUUGCUCUGGGCAUCAAGUCUACCCAAACCUCCCCCUCGCUGACUUUCCAGGAAUAGAGAAGUUUAAAGGCUGCUACUUUCACAGCCGAGAGUACAAGGAACCAGAGAAGUUCAGAGGGAAGAAGGUGCUGGUGAUAGGCUUGGGUAACUCUGGUUCUGACAUUGCUGUGGAGCUCAGCACCAUGGCAUCUCAGGUCUACCUGAGCACUCGAAGUGGGUCCUGGGUGAUGAGCCGUGUCUGGGACAAGGGCUACCCCUGGGACAUGCUGGUCAUCACUCGUUUCCAGUCCUGGCUGGGGACAAUCCUUCCCAGGGCGCUCAGCAACUGGCUGUAUGUGAGAAGCAUGAAUCGGUCCUUCAAGCACGAGAAUUUUGGCCUCAUGCCACUGGAGAGAGCCUCCCGCAAGGAGCCAGUGUUCAACGAUGACCUCCCAGGUCGCAUCGCCUGCGGCGUGGUGGUGAUCAAGCCAAACGUGAAGGAGUUCAGAGAAAAAUCCGUCUUGUUCCAAGAUGGGACUGUGCAGGACGGUGUCGACCUUGUCGUCUUUGCCACUGGUUACAUCUGCUCCUACCCUUUCAUGGAGGAUCAUUCCAUCAUCAAAAGCAGGGACAAUGAGGUCACCCUCUACAAGGGUAUCAUCCCUCCUCAGCUCGAGAAACCAACCAUAGCAGUUAUUGGGCUGGUCCAGACACUUGGAGCCAUCAUGCCAACGGUGGACCUGCAAUGCCGCUGGGCAAUCAAGGUGUUUCAGGGGCAGUGCACGCUCCCUCCCAUCAGAGAGAUGAUGGAUGACAUUGAUGAGAAGAUGGGGAAGAAGCUCAAAGGGCACAGGAACAGCAGCAUGCUGCAGACAGAUUAUGUCACCUACAUGGAUGAGCUGGCCUCGGCCAUUGGAGUAAAGCCCAGCAUGACAAAGCUCCUGCUGACAGACCCACGGCUGGCCUUGGAGGUCUUCUUUGGCCCCUGCACGCCCUACCAAUUCCGGCUGGUGGGCCCCGGGAAGUGGAGUGGGGCCAGAAAGGCCAUCCUGACCCAGUGGGACCGCACCCUGCGGGCCACGCAGACACGCAUCACCCCUGCCGCCCCCACCACCUUUCCCUGGCUGGCUGUGCUGGGGAUGCUCUUUCUUCCACUCCUCCUCCUCCUUGCUGCCCUGAUGAGGAGAUGGCUCUGA